AUGGCUAUCUUUAAAGUCACUCCAUUGCUUUUAGCUGCUAUUACCAGUUUUUUCUCCCUUGAAGCAUUUGCUGCCACAAUUUCAUUGAACGUUACCAAUUCCGUCACUAUCAACAAUAUCGCUUACAAAAUUGUUGAAUACAUCGAGCGAGAUGUAGUAGUGAUUGGUGGAGGUUCCUCUGGAACAUAUGCAGCAAUUGGUCUACUCGACUCGAACAAGACCGUAGCAGUCAUCGAUAACCAAGAUCGCAUGGGAGGGCACACCAAUACCUAUACCGAUCCAGCCACUGGCCUCACCGAAGACUACGGCGUGGUAAUCUACCACAAUAUUGAUAUCGUCAAGACUUAUGCUGCUCGUCUUAAUGUUCCUUUGGCUGUGGCCGAUAUUUCCGGUGGAAGCACAGUGUAUGCCGAUUUUCGCACUGGCAUCGAGAACUCCACGUACUCUACCGCCGGCUUCACCACCGGUCUCGCGCUUUACAUCGCGCAACUCGAGAAAUACUCUUAUGUCGAGACUGGAUUCGAAUUACCAAGCCCCGUCCCCGAAGAUCUUUUGCUAAGCUUUGGAGAUUUUGCCAUCAAAUACAAACUCGGGGAUGAAUUUCUCGGAUUUCUCUUCAAUUUUGCUCAGGGUCUCGGAGAUUUACUUUCCAAGCCUACGUUGUACGUUUUCAAGAACUUUGGCAUGGGUGUGAUCGACUGCUUAACAACUGGUUUCUUGGGCACCGCUGCACACGACAAUAGUUUGAUCUACGAAAACGCCCAAGCCAUUAUCGGAAAUGACAAUGUAUUCCUCAGCGCUACCAUCGUGGCCGUAAACCGCAAUGGUGAUUGUGUCCAAGUACUCAUCAGUACACCUUCUGGAUACAAAUUCAUCGAAGCCCAGAAACUUAUCUUUACCAUCCCCCCCAAGAUAGAUAAUCUCACGGGUUGGGAUCUCAGCACCACAGAAAUAACCCUCUUCUCCCAAUUCAACAACUGCGGCUACUACACCGCCGUCUUCACCAACACCGGUCUCCCCACCGGCAUCUCCAUCACCAACAUCGGUGAGAACACCACCUACGGAUUCCCGCCCCUCCCAGCCGCUUACUCCAUAGGCGCGACCGCUAUCCCCGAAAUCUACAAUAUGUACUACGGAUCCCCUACUUCUCUCCCCGAUAACGAAGUUCAAGCCGCCAUGUUUGCCGAAAUCGGUAAACUUCAACUUCUCAAUAAAAACAACGACACCAGUACCCCCGAACUCCUGGCUUAUAGUAGACAUACGCCGUUUGAAUUGUGGGUACCGGCUGAAGCUAUUGAGGCGGGUUUUUAUGGGGAGUUGUAUGGGUUGCAGGGGGAGCGUAAUACGUGGUAUACGGGUGCGGCGUUUCAUACGCAUGAUUCGAGUAUGUUGUGGCAGUUUACUGAGGCGUUGAUGAAGGAGAUUAUUGCGAGUUUGGAGUGA
Sclerotinia borealis F-4128 is the source of this 1443-nucleotide messenger RNA. The record is from the annotation of a GenBank genome assembly. NCBI's taxonomy places the organism in Eukaryota, Fungi, Ascomycota, Leotiomycetes, Helotiales, Sclerotiniaceae.